AUGCAAGAUCGAGACCAACGGGAGUAUGAGACAGGACAUCGAAGAGGUUACGAUAUGAGCAGCAGAUCGACGUCACUCGUGCGGACGUCGGGCUUUUCAUCUGACGCCCACAGGGGACAGUCAACACCUGUAAGAGACGACGAAGAGAAGGCAGAGGCAUGUCUCAGCACUGCUCGCGAAUGGUCUGUAGACUCGCACGCGCAGAGCGAACCAGGCUGUAGCGAUCGCGGAAUGUCAGGAGCUACGAAGAGUUGUUCAAGGCGAGCGUCCGUCUCGAGCACGUCUGCGCUGCCACCACGUCCGCUUGCUGACAGUUUUCGAAAGGACCCGAACUCACGGAUGGUUGUAGACAGUGACGACGAGUAUAGCUCUCCUUCGGGCGACAGGGUGGAAAUUGCACACAGAAGACCGUUGGAAAGCGCGAGGUUUGGAAAGUUCGAUUUACGCCAAGCCGGAUUUGCUAUUGGACGUGAUGAGUCCGUGGGUAAACAUGGAAGGAAAAGUGCGACUGGAAUGUCCCAAGUGAUGUGCCGAAUGAGUACAAAUGGCGUGAAGGGGGAUCAAAUGCGAGCGGCAUCGAUGGAUCGAACGCAUGCUUCUUUUGUAAAAGUCCGACGUGCUACAUGCACCGAGUAUACAGAGUUUGAUUUGGAGCAGGUUCAAGGACACGACAAGUCACCGAGCACGACCAUAGAAGCGAAGGAAGAUAAAAGGGUGGCGCUUCUAGCGGAUGCAAGACGGGGUGAUAUGAUGGAGGUUCUGGACGAUACAAAGUCACGACAGAAAGCCCACGUGAAGUCGUCAGAAGAGUCUGUCUCGAUUGAAGGUGGAGCACGCAGUCGCAAAGAGAUAUCGUUCUUUCGUGAUGAGCAAACGUCCUCUUCUGAUCUCAAACGUGAUGUCGACAGUGCGAUGGUAGAUUUGACCCCAGCGUAUCCCACGUCUCUUCAUGAUGAGAAUACGGAACUUGAUAUGAAAGAGACACCAAGGCAGGAGCCACUUCACGUUCAUUGUACUGGUGACCGAGAUCUAAUAGCUACGAGAGACACUCGAUUAGACAGGCCUAGCAAAGACUGUGAUGCAAUUUACCCCAGCUCGGGGAACGAGGGAGGUAUCGCAGUCAAUGUAAAGCUGGGAAGUGCGGAGGUUUACCACGAGCUGGGUGCAGGUGUGAGGGCAGCCUCUAGCGCAGCCGCUGAGAAACAAGAGAUACACACAGAUGAUCCAAUAGUUGGCUCCGCACCGAAGGCUAUAACAUACGCUCGCGGUGUGCAAGCUGAAAGCGACAAGGCUGACGAAGGCGAGAUGAUGGCAUCUUUGAGCACUACCGACCCCGCAAAACGGGACGUUGCGGUCGCUCAUGACAGUCUUUCCAACAGUAGUGUUGGCAAGACGGUCGCCUUACACAGCAAUUUUUCGAAGGAAAGCCAGAGAGGAGAUUGUGCUGUGGACAACGUUAGCAUUCAUGGCUUGCGUGGUAGGGGAGGUGGGCAAGAGAAACGGGCUAAAAUGGAACGCAGCAAAACCGGCCCUUGGUCAACUACGUUCCUGGGCUACGAUAAACCUCGGUUGACGUCGUUCUCAUCUCUUGGCUUGCCAAUCAUCCGUCGGUGCGAGGAAAACGAGAGUGACGAGGGCAAAAACCUUCACGAUGCUGAUUCGGCUUUUACGUGGGAGGCGGUGCGCGAAGAUAACCGGGAAGUGCAUACAAAGCAAAGAAAUGCAUCGCCGUGUUUGAUUGACAAGUAUCCCGCGGCGCAUUGCGAGCGCCCUGCACUCGAUCGUCCGGUCCCUUCCGAAGUGCAAACGGAAGGCAGGGAUCAUGAGUCGUCAGAUGUUUGGCAAGUGUCAGAACAACUUGAGGGGUCUAGAACUUGUUCAUCCUUGUUGUGUCAGUCAUCUUCUUCGAAACCUUAUCAUGUUACGGCAACCGACAGGGAGCAACAAGGUCAAGGCCGGCACACCGACCUGAAGAACGCCAACGUGGCGGAGGCAAUGGACAGCGCAGUGGGUAACGACUCAGUACGAUCAGUUUCUACAAGCGAGCGAUCAGUGGGGGCUAGUCGGAUUUCUAUCGAAGGCCACUUGAAUUUAGAUGCGCAGGAAGAGUUGCCGUCACUCCCCGAAAUUCCUCUUCCUUGUGGCGAAAAUCGCGGGGUCUCUUUACAGCGCGUCGCGGGAGCAGAAACGUUAACGAAACGGCACCGCCCCCGUUUGGGCUGGGGCCAAGGGCUUGUCGCGCCGUCGCCACCUCCUCUUGCAAAGCGGCCGCGUAUUGGUUGGGGUCAGGGUUUGGUACAGCAAAACGAUGAGCUGCAAAAUGCUGCGGCGGCGCUCGAGGAUAGAGGCGGCGAAUUCGUUCGCGAUGAGGACGUAGACGAUACGAAAACUGCUGUUGUGUCUUCAAAUUCCGAGUGCCAAGCAGUCAAACCUGAACGUGAAACAUGUGAGCAGGGCUUCGGAGGCCGUACUAAUCAGAACGACAAAGUUUGCGUCAAAGAGCUUACAGUUCCUGCACAUGAAAUGGAUACACAGUUAAAGCCACUUGCUGUCAACGAAGUCACUACACCUGUGGCAACGAAAGCAGAGAAAAUUGGUGAUGCGACGGCGUGGUCUAGUGAUAUCGCAAAAGAUGAUAUGGUGUAUGCAAAGCCGUCAAAAGAAGAAGUCCUUUCUACUAUAGACGUUUUGGACUCCGAUAUUGCAAGUGUGAAGAAGCAGAUCGAGGCGUUGCAACAAAAGAUAGCGAACGCAGAGGCCAGACAGAAGUCGUCGUGUGAGGCAGCCAGUACCGAAAUUGUUUCAGCUGGUAAGCCUGCUUGUGUUGUUGGCGCUGCAAGUGUGAGUAGCGCGACGACGGAUGUUACCAGAGAUGGUUUAUUACGUGCGCCUAUGGACGCUGUGCCCAGCCCGCCUUAUUUGUCGUCGCCUGUGAAAAUAGCAGUCGAUUCGAAGAUUGUCGAGCUGCUCGCUGACUUGUAUUCUGAAAACCUACGUAAAACGGCUGCUGCAAACGAAGCAAUACCAAAACGGAUUGAGCAGGGUCAAUUGGCGACGAAGAUAUAUCAUCAACCUCGUGAUUAUCCGUUUUAUCAGGAGAAUAUCGACCGCGGGAUGUCCAUUUCCAACCAAGUGCAUUUGAAGGUUCAAAUGCGGAAUCGUGCCCGCCACGAAUGCAUGAAGAAACUAGCGCGGGAGUACAUGGAGCUGAAGAAAUCGUGGAAACUGGAAGUAAAGAAAAUGGAGAAAGAUCGAAAGCGCCAGGAUAAGCUACGCAUGAAACAGCUCCAAAAGCAGAAAGUCAAGAGCAUGAGUGAAAGCGGACCUAUUCGAACAACUAACACCAUCCACCAAAGUCCUCAUGUUCAGCAGUUAGUUGCAGCUGAAAAGGCAGCUGAAGCCGCUGGUGAAGGUACAAUAGUGCGAACUUCGUCUCGACUAACGAACAAUUCUUGCGCUGACUUGGAGAACAGCGAUUUGGAAAAAAUUGAGCAGGCAAAGGCGCAAGCUGCUGUUGAUCAAGAAGUUCGAAAGAAGAGACUGAAAAAUGCGUUGUCGACUGUAAUUCCAGACAUGCUGCUUACCUUAGAAGAUCGGCAACAACGCCACUUUAUGCGCUUCGUCAAUGGCCAAAGCUGUAUGGCUGACGGGCUUGUAACGGACUGGAAACUGAAGGAAAAAGCAGAGAUGAAAGUAAACCCGUGGAACGACUUGGAGAAGUGUAUCUACAUGGACAAGUUUCUGCAAUUCCCGAAAAACUUUCCUCGGAUUUCAUCCUUUUUGAGCAACAAGACUACUGGAGACGUGAUAGCAUUUUACUACCGAACAAAGAAAGUAGCCGACUACAAGGCACUGCUGCGGGAGCAGCAAUUGCGGCGUCGCGGAGCAGGGUCAAAAAACACUUGGAGCUGCUGGAAUCUAUCAGCAUGUGCCGCAAUUUGCCUCGGCGUUCAGUUUCCAGGACAUAUCGCCAAGUUGUUGCUGCACCCCUCAAACUUUCGCUCUCACCAGGCUUCUGACAAUAUCCUUAAUUCGGCGGGUGCCCAGCGUCUUUUGCGUAGCUCAACAGUAAAGACCGGGAGAAGUAGCAAAACGACUUCGGAUCCCAGCGUCGUGAGCGUGAGCAAUGGUGUUAUAGGUACUGAAGGUUUGUCUGUGCUGGAUUUGGUAUCAGGGUCAAAUCAUACACCGUUUGUCAGCGCAUCAGAAGCAGGAGUCGAGCUGAACGAUAUUACUGAUUUGGGGGAUUCAGAUUCCCUGAGCGACACAUCAUUGAAUUUGUACACCCAGCAGCUGCAACAGUUUGUUGCAGGGCAACAACGGCCGUUCCUGGUCGAUUAUACGUCAUUGCUCACUGAUAAUUCGUACUGCACGGGAUAUGAAGUCUCGGCUUUGUCUAUCGAGGAACGGCUACAGAAACACCCGACGCCGAGUAAGGAACUUGAGUCUGCGAUCAGCACGGUGAUGAUCGGUGGUACAUGCGCGUCCCAAGAAAUUACGAAGGGCAAAGAGAGAAGUCUGACAUCGUGCUUAAAUGUUAAUCCGAAAAACGGAGGCACAUCUAUGACAAAGAAAGAACCAAAGCAGCAGCGGAAAGUGAAAAAGACGCAGGAAGGAGUUCACACAUUGACGACUGCAAUAGCACCACUAGCUUCUCCACGAAUAGCUGGAAAUGGGGGUGGUGAAAAAGCGGUGAGUCACAGCAGAAAGAAAAAUGCUGCGAAUCCUGUUCCAGGCCUGGAUGCUUCGAUGGCCGAUCACAGUGCGCCUUCUAUAAUAAUCCCUGAAGAAGAAAAGGUUUUACACAGCGGCAAGAAAUUGGGUCGGAACGCUAGUAUUACUUCCGGUGCACGUCGGAGCAAUCAUCAGAUAAGUGCUGCGAAUGUGUCUCCGAAAGCGAACAUUGUGUCAGUGGACGGAGAGAUAUCAACAACAUCAGACUCAGCCCCGUUUGAAGGAGCAGCAAAAAAUGGUUCUGAUGGUAUUGCUACACCUCACGCAAACACAAAAGCUUCGUCCCCGUCAGCAAGUGCUGUGCUUGGUGGUAGUAGCAUCAAUGCUGGUGCCCCUGCAAAGCGCGUGGUGCAGAAGUGGACUGAAGGAGAGAAGGCAGAUUUUCUGAAGUAUUUCUCGCAAUUUGGGAAAGAUUGGGCAACACUUACGGAGAACAUCCCUUCAAAGACCGCUGCUCAAAUUAAAAAUUAUUACCAAAACUACAAGAAUCGACUGAAUCUUCAGGAUAUACUGAAACGUCGGAUAGAAAUUGCGGCAGCCAGUGGAGGUGGAGGUGGCAAGGGUGUACUACAUUCGAUGACGCCUACUUCAGCCGUGGUGAGUGAAAACGUCACCGCGUCUCCUCGGUCCGCUGCUGCUAGCUUGAUGAGCGGAACGUUGCGACAAGGAGGCCGCUCAAUUGAUCAGUCCGGAGGGCUAUCUAUGGGAAUGCCUAGUGGGUCAAUGGCAACAAGUGCCGGUGAUGCGAACAUUUCGUUCCAGGCCGCUUUGAGUGCAGCUCAACCAGGGUCACACGGCGCGAACGUGUUGCCAGAACAGUCGGUCAGCAGUUUUGGCAUGCAGGCUCACCACAUGCAGCAGCAGCAACAUCAUUCUCGCGAAAUGGUAAACUCGGCAUCCAAUUCAGGGCGUUAUUUGAAACUACUCAAUAUGCAACAUCAACUGCAGCUCAUGCAGUUUCAACAGCAGCAAAAUUCACAAGGGAUGACGUCGGACGGCACGGGAGUGGAUAGCAGCAAUGCGUAUCAUGAAAGCCAGGUGCAAGCAGCAAACGUACAGCGACUGUACCAGUUUUCGUGUCAGCAACAGCGUCAAGUGCACCCCCACCAUUUGUCGAUGCAAGCUCUGCAGCAGAUGAGUCUGCAGAGUUACUCGCAAAGCCCGGCGCACAACCAAGAGCUGCACAUUCCGAUGCAGCAGCAGCACCAACAGCAGCAGCAGCAAAUACGAGGCGCCUUUGCUGAAACGGCACUUCCAAGUGGAUUGUACCAGCCCAUGGGGCAUAUGCAAGCUCAGCAUCCCCAAGCCGUAGUAGUCGGGGCGCAAAUGAGUAUGUCCCCAGCAAGUGCCCAGCAGUACGACAGGCCGAUGGAUUCUAGUACAGAAACGGUGAUGGGUGAAGGAGGUGGAUCGGCUAGGGCCAAUGCUGGAAGCUCUCUAGGCAUGAUGGGAGGCCACGACGCCUCACAACGAUCAAUGUUGAAUAUUGCCAUGAUGAAAGGGGCAAUUGGUGAUAGUGCGAUGCUUCAAGGCACCGCCACUGAUAACCCGCGCCAACUGACGGCUGCUUCUCACUCAUCUGCGGUGGAAAGCAAUAGACCGCAAGAAGUUGAGGCGCGACAACCUGUGUGGCACGCUGGUCCGGUGGGAAGCCCAACAAAUGCUGCAGCUAAUGCAAGCCUAAGCCCACAUGAGACUCCAGCCACUCAUGCUUCAUCUACGGCACGGGAUAGUGCACCAACGGGCCGUAGGAUACUUGUACCGACAGGACCACCUCCUGUGCAGCCGGUUCGUAGUCGAAUGUCGUUUUCAUCCAUUCUAAAUGAGUCAGAGUCGCCGCGGGACGACGCUGUUCUUCGAGGAAACGGUUCGAUGGUGGUUCGCCAACAGGAAUCUCCUCGCAUGUCGGAACAACAACGCCGCCAAGAGCAUGAACAACAGCAGCUAGGCCAGCAGCUCCAGCGUGAACAACAACAGCAGCGGGACCAGCAACAUCGACUACAACAGCAACAGAUGCAACAUCGACAGCAGCCACCACUUCAUCUUGAGCAUGCGCGGGCGAGUCCGCCGUCUUCUGCUGAGUUGGCCCAGUCCCCGAUCCCUGUUUCGAGUCCGACCGCGCACCUGCUGCCACGAAGAUCUUCCGUACCGACCUCGCACAAUCGGAUGGGCUUGAUGUCUAGCCUUCUGAAUAUUCCGUCGCCGGAGCGCAGGACGCCAACUGCCGGUCACCAGUCAUCCUUGAUGCAACAGAAGCAAUUGCAUCGCCAAACGCAGUCGAUUCGAUACUACGACACUAGUGCGAGCAAUGUAGAGGGUGCAGGGGUGGCAACGAUGGUGAGUGGGAUGUCUGCGUCGUCAGGUAUGUCAUCCACGAUGGUGCGUUCGAGUCCCAACGAGAAGGUUGGUUCAAGUCAGACGAACAAACCAUCAGCUCAGAUGUCUGUGCUGUCACGUACAUCUUCGACCUCGUCAGUCGUGUCAAACACGCCGCCACAAGGAGAUUCGCGUGCUCAACAGCAGAUAUGGGGCUACGCACCUCAGAUGCGCUUUGAAGAAGCCGAGUUACUGCGGCGAGCUCAACGUGCAGAAGAAGAAGCUGCUCGUGCGGCUGCGGCUGCCGCUGUCGCUGCUCGUGCCCUACAGGAAGCACAGCAAGCACGGCAGCAAGCUCUGGAUAUGGCUGCCAACAUGGCUCGAUACAACAGUGCGAUGCAACAGCAGCAACAAGCUCAACAGCAACAAGCCCAGCAACAGCAAGCCCAGCAGCAGCAAGUUCAGCAGCAUCAAGCUCAGCAACAGCAAGUUCAGCAACAGCAAGUUCAGCAGCAGCAAGCCCAGCAACAACAGGCUCAGCAACAGGCUCAACAAGCUCACCAACAGCAGCAGUAUCAGCAACUUCAGCAGUACCAGCUGCAAGCACACCACCAUCAGCAAAUGCACCAACAGCAACAUGAGUAUCAGCAGCAGCACCAAGCCCAGCAGCUCCACCAGCAGCAGAUGCAGCAGCACCAGGCACUCCACCAUCACCUGCAGCUGAUGCAGCAGCAGCAACAGCAGCAACGCUCUGCAGUGUCACCCAGCGACCAUCUUCUUCAGCAGCAGCUGCAUCAACAGCAGCUGCAUCAACAGCAACAAAAACCUCCUCCGCGGGGGCCGUAG
Messenger RNA from Hyaloperonospora brassicae, 7896 nucleotides. NCBI's taxonomy places the organism in Eukaryota, Oomycota, Peronosporomycetes, Peronosporales, Peronosporaceae. The record is from the annotation of a GenBank genome assembly.